This is a messenger RNA of Daucus carota subsp. sativus, 1241 nucleotides long. Its product is annotated as transcription factor bHLH68. The transcript is spliced from 7 exons. The record is from RefSeq and is a predicted model, not a curated record. Gene Ontology annotation, cellular component: nucleus. Bases 197 to 1108 code for a protein of 303 amino acids. Gene Ontology annotation, molecular function: protein dimerization activity; DNA-binding transcription factor activity, RNA polymerase II-specific; RNA polymerase II cis-regulatory region sequence-specific DNA binding. Lineage: Eukaryota; Viridiplantae; Streptophyta; Magnoliopsida; Apiales; Apiaceae. Gene Ontology annotation, biological process: regulation of transcription by RNA polymerase II.
UCUACAAAUGUGUGCAUACAUAUUAUAAUCAAGUUGUUCUGCAGUAAUCAAUUUUAUUAUUACCUUAAUCAGUAGCAACUUGGUGUUAUAUGCCACCACUGUAUAUAAAUAUACUAUUACUUUUUGUCUUGGAAGUAAAAGAUAGUUGAUCAAUGUGGAUAGUUGAUGGGUGUGAGAGAGAAAUAUAGCUUGAGAGAUGAUGGCAGGAAACCCUAACUGGUGGAGCUUAAAUGAAUCUUCUUCUGCGGCUGAUGAUGAUCAUCUUCAUAACCAUGGCUACCCCGUACCAUGGACCCAACUGCUUGUGGGAAGACUGGCAACUGAGCAAGAAGAAAGGUUGAGUAGUACUAGCUGUGAUAGUGAUCUUGAUAAUAGGAGGAAGCAGCUGGAUCAAAAGAGCAGCAUCAGUGACGAUGCUCAAAUAACAUCAUCGUAUGGUCGUAAUUAUAGUAGCAGGGUUGCUUUUGAUAAUGAUCAUGUAAAGCAAGAGAUGAAGGAACAAAGUAUCAACCAACAAGAAGAACUGUAUAGUACUAGUGAUGAAACAAAUCACAAAGAUCAUGAUCAUCCUUGGUCUUCUUGUUUUACCGGAGGAAGUAACCAUAUUAAUUACUUGGAUUUCUCAAGGGAUCGAAAAAGGAAUCAACACCAAGUGCUUGAUCAGUAUGCAUCUCUCCAGCAGUGUAAUGACACUGUAGUGCCGAGUGGAACAUCAAAGAAAGCUAGGGUUCAACCCUCUUCAACCCAACAACCAGCUUUAAAGGUGAGAAAGGAGAAGUUGGGAGAUAGAAUUACCGCACUACACCAAUUAGUUUCCCCAUUUGGAAAGACCGACACUGCCUCGGUGUUGUUAGAAGCAAUGGGGUACAUUAGAUUUCUUGAAGCUCAAGUCCAGGCACUUAGCUCUGCUUACUUGGGCAAUGCAUCAACAGGAAGCAUGAGAAUCCCACAGUCUGUAAAUGAUGAAUUAACAACAGUGAAAGACCUGAGGAGUAUAGGACUGAGCUUGGUUCCUGUGGAUUAUGCCCUUCAUAUCAACAAUACUAUUGGAAUAGACAACAACAAUAUCAACAAUGGAGCCGAUUACUGGGCUUCUUCAUCAUUAUAAUCCAGAUCCUUCAUCAUGUACAAUUCUUUAUCGAAAAUUUUUAGAACUUUGUGAAAACUCUUAGUUUUGUAUGAAAGAUUUUUGUGUUGAUAAUUUUAUUAUUAUUUUCAAAUGUAACUAAAUGCAUGGUUUA